AUGGAUAAAGAACACUUUUGUUUCUAUAUUAAAGUGCGUACUGCACUUCAUAUUCAACUAACAGUCAUUCAUAAAGAAUUACAUACUGUCUUUGGUGAUCAAGCUCCCCUUCUCAGAACUGUUCAAAGGUGGCCAAAAUCGUUUCGUGAAGGUCGAGAAGAAGUUGAAGAUGAAGAAAAAUCUGAAAGACCUGUAACGGAGACAACACCUGAAAAUGUCGACUGGAUCCGUGAUCUUAUCAAUGAUGAUCCUUAUCUUACAGUUGACGAGAUCGAAGAACAAACGGGUUUAAGUCAUGGCACUGUGCAACGAAUCAUUUCUGACCAUUUACAGUUGAGAAAAACUACCACUCGUUAUGUUCCUAAACAUCUAACAAAUUCUCAGAAGGCUGAACGGGUGCGUAUAUGUCAGGAGAAUUUAUCAAAAUUUGAACAAGGUGUUUGGAGAUUAAGUGAUGUGGUGACAAGAGAUGAAUCAUGGUUUUAUCACAAGCAAAUCGGUCGAAAGUCGUCAAAAGCUGCUUGGGUAGCACGUGGAGUAAAAGGUGAUGAAUCAUGGUUUUAUCACAAGGAAGUCGGUCGAAAAUCAUCGAAUGCUGCUUGGGUAGCACGUGGAGAUUCUCCUCCAACUGUGAUUCGACGUGGUCAUUUUGCUCCAAAAACUCUGCUGUAUAUUUUUCUCAAAUCAACUGGUUCAGUUUUAAUUCAUUCUGAUAAACGUAGACAAACAAUCGAUCAUCAAUAUUACAUCAAUAAGUGUUUGCGACCAAUUAUUGAUGAAAUUAGGAAGCAACGACCUUCCUUAGGUGUUCAAUCAAUUAAACUUCAUGAUGAUAAUGGAAGACCACAUAUGCAUGAAGAUAUAGUCAAUUAUCUUCAAUCGGAAGAUGUAACAAUAAUGCUACGCCCAUCUAAUUCUCCAGAUCUGGCUCCAUGCGAUCUUGGUUGUUUGACUUAA
This is a messenger RNA of Rotaria sp. Silwood2, 957 nucleotides long. The record is from the annotation of a GenBank genome assembly. Lineage: Eukaryota; Metazoa; Rotifera; Eurotatoria; Philodinida; Philodinidae.